CGCUGUUUCCUCUAGAGCCAAUAUCUCCAAAACUCUUCGUCGUUAGGGAAAAGAGUGGUGCUAGAGAGAUGGAUGGCCGCAAUCUGCUGGGUGAUGUCGGAGGAGCUGCGAGAGCGAACCAGAACAAGGCCAAGAUCGUCAAGAUAGCGGUGCCUGUGCUGGCCAUGUUGCUGCUGUUCACGGCGGCGGCCGUCUCGACGACGCCGGACGACCGUGCCUGCCUCCGCGCCUUCUUCCGCCGCGACAUGUUCCUGGUGUUCUGCGUGUUCGUGAGCACCACAACGGGCUGUUUCCUGGCGUGGAUGGCCGUUAUGGCGCCGACGGAGGCUUCCCGGCGCUCGUACGCGUGGGCCACCGUCAGGUGCUUCGCGCUUCUUGCCAUCAAUUUGUACUUCUCCUUGUCCAACCUCCCAGAUGUCGACGAUGCAGCUUAGGUUCGCUGCACCCUUAUGGAUGUGCCUGACGCAGGAUCAAAGAUGGAUCAUUUUGGAGCUUGGAGAUGCGCCGUUUCAAUCACUAAGUUAGGAGUUUGGAUUUUGGAAGGCCCUGCCGUAUGGUGUUCUAUGUUAGCUUAAUCUUCCAGUAUCGUUGUACUUGGGACAUGUCUAUCUUAGCUUCUUUUUCUGUUGUCCUCCUCACCUGGGUUUUAGACUGUCUGUUUGCAUCUGCUGCAUUAAUGAUUAAUCAGGAUUCAACCUCGAGUAUCCCUGAAGUAGUAGUAUGCACUUCGAAAGGGUUUGAAUUUUGUUUAUCUGAAGCUUUGAACGUUGGAAUGCAUGUGACUGAGGGAACUUCGAUAUUCUGAACCAACAGAGUGACU
Triticum aestivum (bread wheat) is the source of this 820-nucleotide messenger RNA. RefSeq lists its product as uncharacterized. NCBI's taxonomy places the organism in Eukaryota, Viridiplantae, Streptophyta, Magnoliopsida, Poales, Poaceae. The record is from RefSeq and is a predicted model, not a curated record. Bases 69 to 434 code for a protein of 121 amino acids. The transcript has 4 exons.